Messenger RNA from Capsella rubella, 894 nucleotides. RefSeq names its product protein YLS3. Bases 86 to 691 code for a protein of 201 amino acids. Gene Ontology annotation, molecular function: lipid binding. Gene Ontology annotation, biological process: lipid transport. Lineage: Eukaryota; Viridiplantae; Streptophyta; Magnoliopsida; Brassicales; Brassicaceae. The transcript has 2 exons. The record is from RefSeq and is a predicted model, not a curated record.
AGGAAACGAAUGGUAGUGGAAAUCACAACAACAAUAACACUGAAAAGAAAAAAGAAAAAACAUCAUACUAGUAGUAACCAAAAAAAUGAAGUCAUGGAGAGUUAAUCUAUUGGCGACAGCAAUAGCUUUGGUAAUGUUUGCUAUGGUGGUGGCUGCUGGAGAUGAUAAGGCAAAAGAUAAGGAGGAAUGUACCGAGCAGUUGGUUGGUAUGGCCACGUGUCUUCCCUAUGUGCAAGGACAGGCAAAAUCUCCGACGCCGGACUGUUGUUCCGGCCUCAAACAAGUUCUUAAUUCCAACAAGAAGUGUCUUUGUGUCAUCAUCCAAGACAGGAACGAUCCUGAUUUGGGUCUUCAGGUCAACGUCUCUCUCGCUCUCGCUCUUCCUUCUGUUUGCCACGCCACUGCUGAUAUCACUAAGUGCCCUGCUUUGCUUCACUUGGACCCCAAUUCUCCAGAUGCCCAAGUGUUCAACCAACUAGGUAAAGGUUUAAACAAAACCGGGCCAGCCUCUGGUCCCGCUGGCUCAGCCCCUGAGCCCUCUCUGACCGCAGGAUCCGAUGAUGGCAAGAACAGUGGUCGAACGACCUCUGUACCAGGCUCGAACCACGCUCAAGGCUUCUAUAAACAAUGGCUAGGGUUCGAAGUUGUUGCCCAUUUCUUCGUAGUUUUUUACAUUUUCACCAUCGUAUAGAAAAUAGUAACGAAAAGUGAAAAGUAUGUAACGUUGAUUUUUGCGCAAUUGCAGUGACGCUAGUUUUUGCCGUUAGUGUGUUUGAUUGAUGUAUUUAGUUCUCGACUUCGUGAGACCUCUUCUUUCUAUUUUUGUUUGGCCCAAAAUAAGACACGUACGAACGACAGUUUUUUCUAGGGCUGCUCUCGUAAUGUUUUUUAUCA